UAGGCAACCAGUGGGAACGCCUACUAGCGACACAAAUCUGGGCACUGCGAGUCGCGUGACAUGCAGCCACAGAGUUGCUUGAGCUGUGAACGGGACGUUUAGUUGUGAGAAUGAUGGGCAAACGGCCAGAGAAUAUGAUUCAUCCAUUUGUUUUGUUCUCGUUGUGCUUGCGUCUGGUUGGUGUGUUUGGUGUUGAUACAGAUGAAGUGAAGUCAGUAUCAGUGAUGAAGGGAGAGUCUGUCUCUCUAAACACUGAUGUUACUGAAGCACAGAAAUAUUUGUUCAUACAGUGGAAGUUUGGAAGCACUCGAAUAGCUGAAGUCAACAGACUCACGCAAACCAACUCAACAUAUGAUGCUGAUGAGAGAUUCAGAGACCGACUAAAGCUGGAUCAGACCGGAUCUCUGACCAUCACCAACACCAGAACCACAGACUCUGGACUUUAUAAACUCACAGUUGUCAGCAGAGAAACCAUUUACGUCAGUUACAAUGUUACAGUCUAUGAUGAAGUGAAGUCAGUAUCAGUGACGGAGGGAGAUUCUGUCAUUUUACACACUGAUGUUACUGAAACACAGAAAUAUUUGUUCAUACAAUGGAAGUUUGGAAGCACUCGAAUAGCUGAAGUCAACAGACUCAAGCAAACUAACUCAACAUAUGAUGCUGAUGGGAGAUUCAGAGACAGACUAAAGCUGGAUCAGACUGGAUCUCUGACCAUCACCAACACCAGAACCACAGACUCUGGACUUUAUCAACUAGCAGUUGUCAACAAAGAGACCAUUUACAUCAGUUACAAUGUUACAGUCUAUGCUGUGACAGAUGAAGUGAAGUCAGUAUCAGGGAUGGAAGGAGAUUCUGUCACUCUAAACACUGAUGUUACUGAAACACAGAAAUAUUUGUUCAUACAGUGGAUGUUUGGAAGCACUCGAAUAGCUGAAGUCAACAGACUCACGCAAACCAGCUCUACAUAUGAUGCUGAUGGGAGAUUCAGAGACAGAUUAAAGCUGGAUCAAACCGGAUCUCUGAUCAUCACAAACACCAGAACCACAGACUCUGGACUUUAUAAACUAGCAGUUGUCAACAGAGAAACCAGCUACAUGAAUUAUAAAGUUACAGUCUAUGAAACAUCAUCUAGCUCAAAUUUGUCAUCCAGCUGUGCGGUGAACAGUUCAACCAUAAACAGAAAUGAGGAUGCCAAUGUUACUGAACUCUAUCAGCCGAGUUCAGACCACAUCCACUGUUGUGGUUUCACUGAAGCUGUAAUUCGAUUGGCUCUCUCUGCUCUGGUGGGCGUGGCUGCCAUUGCUGUGCUGGUUUAUGACGUCAGAUCUACAAGAAGUGAGCUGAACAGGACAGAAUAUACCAAAUAUCUGUAUCAGACCCAUGGAAUAAAAUCAGACAUACAGUAUGAACGGAGCAGAAGGUUGAGUUCCAGAUAUAUCCAGAUGUAAAGCAAAACACACAUUAAUGCUCUGCACCUUUACUGUUACUUAAACAGCUGUUUAUUAACAUAUUAUUUUUGCACUCAUUAGCCAUUUAUUGAUUGUAUCUGCACAGAAUAUGACUUUGACCAAUCUAUUAAAUGCAUUGCUGUAAACAUAAUUAAUAUAACAAAAUAAUUCUGAGCAACACAACUGAUGACAUAGAAUGAUCUCAAACGCAUUCUUUUUUGGAGAUGUGAUGGGUUUCAACAGAUUUUUACAUAAAAGAUUUAACCUACUAAUAAAUAUAAAACACGGUUUGUUUUUUCUGGUAGUUUUAUAGAUGUUUAUGAAUCACUUUAUUAUAACACCUUGUUAAAUUCUUCUGCCUGUCAAAAGGUGCAGAUAUAGGCAGGGAAAUGUUUAUUAUGAGAUUUUUUUAUUUAUCUUCUCAGUCUUCAGUCAGACUUCAUCUGACCAUCACAAAUUCCAUAAGUGUUAUUAUACCAAAGCAAAUGUAAUAGAAAAUUACUGCUUCACAACAUUGUCAUAUGACAAUAACAACAGUGAGAAGGAGACAUUGCAUCUCUAUUUGACUUAAGACAACAUUAAUAGAAAAAAACACUUUAGUCUUUACUUUUGUAAGCUGGUGUUAGGUGCUUAACCACACAAGGCAUUUACCAGGAAACAGGUUCGUUUCUCAGUUUUAUAAAAGCAGAAAUAUGUUGUUGAAGUGUAAUGUUGAUGAUGUUACAGUGAUUGGCACUGGUGGGCAUGUCUUAUCUCAUUAAAGUGACAUGGUUUCUUCCUGCUCGUUCACUC
This is a messenger RNA of Onychostoma macrolepis, 2240 nucleotides long. RefSeq lists its product as uncharacterized. The transcript is spliced from 6 exons. The record is from RefSeq and is a predicted model, not a curated record. The coding region runs from base 111 to 1448 and encodes 445 amino acids. NCBI's taxonomy places the organism in Eukaryota, Metazoa, Chordata, Actinopteri, Cypriniformes, Cyprinidae.